AUGUCAGUCCAAAUCAAACCUUUUCUUAACCGAACAGUCGAACCAGACCGGCGCCGCUCCACGGCCGAAGUCGAAGCGGCCACACCAUACUCAUACUCUAUCCAGGCUCGACCUGUGUACUCUACAUACUUUACGUUUGCUGCUCAUCCUGGAUGCCCCGAAUAUUCUACAUCCUCCUCAGUUCGGGAGUCCUUGGCUGCUGCUUCUACGAAAAUGUCAACUGACAGCCAUUUCUACAGCUACCAUGCGGCUCGAAACACUCUCACAUUUGGCCGGAAUUUAUACGAUGAGUACAUUACUCGCCAAAACACUGCUCAGCAGAAGGUCACUCAAAAUUUCAACCGUGAUUUCGUGUCAGUUGGUGCUCGGCCGAGAAGUAUAAUCUCCCCUGCCACUUCCAGUAUCACUCACUCAAACGUGGUUGGCCAGUCCGCCUAUGCUUCGAACAUUGGUCAAGAGCAUCGACUCGGUCAAGCUCCUGUUGCUCCUGCUUCACCUUCUAGUGGUCAUGCCGCAGCGCAGAAACUCCCAAAAAAGGGUGUUCUCGGUCAGCGGGAUGAGCGCAUCUCAGAUACCAUUACAGUUCGAAGACCUGCUGCCUCUUCCUCCGUUCCUCGUACCAAGGCCGUCGUCCAGCAGGUUCCCAAAAAGCGCACUACAGCUCAGCGAGAUGAGUAUAAUGAAGACAUCAUCGUUGUACGAGACCCGGUUGCCAGGGCUUCCCCUCGUGUCCCUCGUCGUCAAGGCCCGCCUACUACCGCAGAUAUCAUCGAUCUGACAGCCGAUGAAGAGCUGCCCACGGGUACAACCUUUUCCCACGAUAGCAAUGAUGAGGAUGUCAUCGAGCUGGAACCACCUGCGGCUGAAUACCACAAGGGCCUUCGUGCGUUCCUCCACAAGCCGCCCAGACAAGUAGUCACGAACUCGCGACCUCGAAAGCGGCAAAGACAGGUCCAAGCUGUGUCCCAGGCCGCGAAGACUAGAGCCCAGCUACAUAACCCUAGAGCCAGUGCACAAGCACGCAUCACGCGUGCGCGAAACUACCCUGAUGCGCUUUCAGCCAGGCUUCACGAGAACUUGCCGGUUCCGGACCGUGAUAUGGCACUUCCUGAGAGACCUCAGCCUUCCGCGGUCCAAAAAAACAACACAAGUCACAACCAGAACCUUCGCCCGAGGCGUAAGGCUGCUGACAUUGCUGAGUCCGAGAUCAUGGUGGCUACUUCGUCUAUCCUUCCCAGUGUUGAGUCCUCUACCGGGUUUUUCAGCUUGGCUCCUGAAAUUCGAGACAAGAUCUAUCGUCAUUUGCUUGUUUCGUCGACGCCCGUCGGUGUCCGAAACCUCUGGACGGAGCUUGCUCGCCGGACAAGGCGGCGCCGUGGCAACUGUGACUCUGGCACUAGGGGUAAUGACUCCAUUAUUAACAUUAACAUCCUGCUUGUGUGUCGCCAGACUGCUGCGGAGGGUAUCCGUGUGCUCUAUUCGGAGAACACAUUCCUUUAUCAGCUUCGCGAUCCCGAAGUCGUGUGUCGUCUUCAGCAAGAGCAUCGCCUCGUCCUUCGUACUGCUCCCCGGGGCUUUCCCGAGACUGGCAUCAACCUCGAGAAAUAUGCUCAUCUUUUGCGUCACAUCACCAUCGAACUCGAGCCGAACCGCAGUGGCACCGCUUAUGAGAAACUUAUGGCUGCUGCUAUCCAGGCGCUGGCCCUCCCGCAUAUUCGCUUGUACAAGUUAACCAUCACAGUCUCUCCCUUGUUCGAGACUUAUCGCCGUAAGGCCGGCGGCUCCGGAACUGUGAAGACAAAAUAUCUCAGCGUGGUUCCCUACUUUAGCAAGAAUGCGCCGGUGCUCAAGGCGCUGCUGGGAGUCAACACGCGCUUCCUGCGCAUCAAUGUGCACACCAACUCUAAGCAGAACAACUCUACCUUGGGCAGACGCCGUGCCCCUACCCCUAUCAUCAUUACUACAGCCAGCGCCGCAAACAACAACAACGCUGGCGUUGACUCCUCAUCGGACUCUGACUCUGGCAAUAACAUUUUCCAGUCGAGUGCCGCAGCUUACAAGAAAACUUCGGACACUACUUCGCGCCACUACGAAGCCACGCUCGACCUUCGCUACGUCCCCUGGAACGAAGUUAACACCCCCGUCAAGCGCCAGCUGUCUCCCUCUCCGCUGCCCGACCAACUCGAACACGAUGAGCUGGCUCAAGCCAAGCGGCGCGAGAGGGGCCAAGUCGCAAAGCAGGCUCUCCUCUCGCUGCGCCGUCACAUCGAAGAGGCAUGCACACUUUCACCUGCCGAGCUAAAGUGUGUGGAAAACAACAUUUGGGAAGAGCACGCGGAAGCGGAAAAGAAGCGGAAGGAGAAGUAG
Molecule: messenger RNA, 2367 nt
Organism: Thermochaetoides thermophila DSM 1495
Lineage: Eukaryota; Fungi; Ascomycota; Sordariomycetes; Sordariales; Chaetomiaceae
Exons: 1
Coding region: 1-2367 (788 amino acids)
Source: RefSeq, a predicted model, not a curated record